AUGAUUGAGCGCUGGCAACCGGAGACCCAUACAUUUCAUCUCCGCACUGGCAAGGCUACCAUCACCCUGCAGGAUGUCGAGGUGAUUUAUGGUCUACAUAUUGAUGGACAGGCAUUGUAUAGAGUGGAGCCUCCGCACCUAUUGUAUCCCCAGGAGUUGACUAGGUUCACUGGUUUCGUGCCUCAGCAGAGGGAUAUGCGUAGACGGAGUCGGUUGUUGCGGUCCUCCCUCCAUGCUCACUUGCGCCUCGUGCAUUUGCAGCAUCUGAUUGGCGACGCAAUGCCUCAGGUUGAUGUUGACCGACGUGCUCGCUUAUAUCUUCUCAUCAUAUUCGGGGGCAUCAUGUUCCCGAAUACGUCGGGUGCGGAUAUGAGCAUAAGAGGAUUUGAUCGAGCCUCUAUGGGCGAGAGGCUUGAGGUCGCUGCAUUUAGCUCUCUUCUUCAGCCUUUUAUUGUUAACUAG
Molecule: messenger RNA, 462 nt
Organism: Lycium ferocissimum
Lineage: Eukaryota; Viridiplantae; Streptophyta; Magnoliopsida; Solanales; Solanaceae
Product: protein MAINTENANCE OF MERISTEMS-like
Exons: 3
Coding region: 1-462 (153 amino acids)
Source: RefSeq, a predicted model, not a curated record